UCUCCCUGCCUCCCUCCUCCCCUCUCUUGUGCUCUCUCCUCCUCUCGGCGCGUGUGCCCGCCGGUGAGGGCGCGCGCUCGGGAGGUGGCGGGGGGUUGUGCUCGCUCCUGCUCUCUCUGCUCUCUGACCCCAGUGGCAGCUCCGUCUCACUGCACUCCGGCUCCCCCUCCGUCAGACCGAGUCUGCUCUCUCCCUCUCACUGUUGUCUGUCAGUGUCUCUCGCCCUCCUCUCCGGCUCUCUACCCCUCGCUCUCUUGUCUGGUUUCUUUCCAUAGGAGCCAGCCGAGGUCCCGCCGGGUCGAAGGUUCUGCCCUACACGCCCAGACCGCCGCUACCCCCGGACGGCCGCGGACGAACCUGCCCGCUCCCCUGUUGCUGCCGCAUGGACCCGCGUCCCUCCGCCGCCGCCGCCGCCGCCGCUGCUGCUGCUGCCACCGCCACCACAGCCGCGUAGAGGGCGACCCCGACCCGACACCCUUUCUCCGACCAGAUAAAAAACGCACCAAAAAAGCCCCACACGACGAAGGCUGCCAAGCCCACAGUGGCCACUUUACUGUCAGUCAGGGAGGUCAGACAGGAGGGAAGCUCAGGGCGCACGAGGAGACGCACGGCGAAGCCCGACUGCAGUGUGUCGUGGUCGAGUUGCUCGGCUGGGUCGCUGCUCCCGCUGCUGCUGCUGCUGCUGCUGGGGGAGACUUCCUGGGCUUGUUGAGCGGCUCUGAAGGAUGACCGCUGCACGGCUCGCUGCUGAAUCCCGGUGAAUGAACGGCGUCUCAUGUCCAAACGGCGGAAGGAUGGCUCAUGGCAAAGUGACCAUCGCGGUGGACGAGUACAGCUCCAACCCCACACAGGCCUUCACACACUACAACAUCAACCAGAGCCGCUUCCAACCUCCACACGUCCACAUGGUGGACCCCAUUCCUUAUGACACUCCCAAGCCAGCAGGACACACCAGGUUUGUGUGUGUGUCAGACACACACUCGCGUACAGACGGCAUCCAGAUGCCCUACGGCGACGUGCUGCUGCACAUGGGUGACUUCACCGAGCUGGGCCUGCCCUCCGAGGUUAAGAAGUUCAACGACUGGCUAGGUGGCCUCCCGUACGAGUUUAAGGUGGUGAUCGCCGGCAACCACGAGCUCACCUUUGAUAAGGACUUUAUGGCCGAGCUGGUCAAGCAGGAUUACUACCGAUUCCCCUCGGUCUCCAAACUCAAACCAGAGGACUUUGACAAUGUCCAGUCGCUCCUCACAAACUGUGUGUACCUGCAGGACUCGGACGUCACCAUAAAGGGAUUCCGGAUAUACGGGACGCCAUGGACUCCGUGGUUUAACGGCUGGGGGUUCAACCUGCCUCGAGGUCAGUCUCUGCUGGAUAAAUGGAACCUGGUCCCUGAAGGCAUCGACAUCCUGAUGACCCACGGUCCUCCACUCGGUUUCCGAGACUGGGUCCCUAAGGAGCUGCAGCGGGUCGGCUGCGUGGAGCUGCUCAACACGGUCCAGAAGCGGGUGCGACCCAAACUUCACGCCUUCGGAGGCAUACACGAAGGCUACGGGAUCAUGACAGACGGCUACACGACGUUCAUCAACGCGUCGACCUGCACCGUCAGCUUCCAGCCCACCAACCCCCCCAUCGUGUUCGACCUGCCCAACCCCUCCAGCUCCUGAGACCAGAGGACAGGGGCGGGGAGGGUCUCGGACCGGAUAAACUACUUUUUUUCUAUAAAUAUGUCAAUUUUAAAAAAAAAAAACAAAAAAAUUCUAAGUGUUUCUUUGCAAACUUUUGGUCUUCUCCAAGCUGUUGUUGAGAUUGAGGAGAUUUGGAGACAUGGGAUGGGGUGGGGAGUUUGUGUGGGAGGGUUAAAGGAGAAUACCGGUGUUUUAUCUUUAUCUUUUCCUAUUUGUGCCAACAAUGCAGGUCUCCCUCUCAGAUUCUUGCUCGCGUAGUCUGAAAAACUUUUUUUUACCUUUUUAUCUUUAUCUUCCACAAAGUGAGAUUCAAGAGGAAACUUUUUUUUUGGUCCUUUGAUUUUGCCAUGUAGGGCUGAGCGUAUUUAAAUUGGUGCUACUUGGUGUCAAUCACCUGACCGCCCCAGCAAGAAAUGGAAACCUCAUCCAGGAAAUGAUCACUUUGCUUGAGUGCAGAACGCCAGAAGAGAGCGAGAUGAUUUAAGACCGUUUUUACUGCGGUGUGACAGCUCUUUGCAACACAGAAAACUAUCGAUAUUUUUUCAUUAUGGGGAUAUGGUGUUAUUUUAUGGUAGUAUUUUGCAAUUACAACUUCUGUGAUCAUGAAAUGAAAAACAUAACUUCAGGAAUAUUUACACUUUUGUCCUCUCCGGCCUUCCGUACUUCGGUACCAUCACAUCUGCAUGUGACGGAGGCGUAAACGAGUCAGGAUGAAUGCAGUACGUGAUGCAGAAUUUUGGAGGGAAAGUUAAAAUGAGCUGCGAGAGGCACCGGUGUUCUCCUUUUUCAGAGGGAUUUUGUGGUUGAAACAAUCUUGCUCUUGAUAAAUAUUGGUCAGAUCUGUAAGAUAAAUGAUGCUUUGUGAAUUUGUACAAUUUCUUUAUGUUUGGUUUGCAUUGGCCGGACAAUGGAUGCCAUUGUUUUAUGUUGUAUCAUCUGAUAUUUUGUGUUUAGGUCCAUUUUAUUUUAUCUUUUCUGUUUUCUGGUCAGUUCCUCUUUUCUUAUUGGCUGACAGGGACGCUGCCUUAAACUAGCUUUAAUGUUCUCAGCUAGAGCCCCACUCUCUGCGAGCUCAGAGAAAAGUCCUUAUUUAUUACCCGUCAUCCCCGCAAAACAACACCUGACUGACGCAGGGACAGCAAGCUAUCAAAUUACAACCCAAAAAAAUUACCUUUGUAACAUCCCGUUAUGGAUUUCUGAUCUAAUUUGGAAAAUGUAUGUAUAAAAUAUAUAUAUAUAUAUAUUAUAUAUUCAUGUUGUAAAACAUCUGUACUAAAAGUUGUUGGAUGAAAAAAAAAAAGGAAAUCUGGUGCGUUUUUUUUGUGUGUCUGCACCUGAUGUAUGAUUGACAAGCUUCUUGAAAUGCUCCCAUCAGACGCUCCUCGGAGCUUUCUUUAAUGUUUUUGUAUCGACUCUCGCAGUCGGGUAGACAUUCAUUUUGGAUGAGAGAGGAAAAUCUGUCAGAGUCACAAUUCAACAGGUGCCGGUUGUUCCCAGCAACUCACCUGCCUAAACAUGGUUAAGUUGUCCUUUAAAGUGUAAAUCUGAUAGUAUUUGUGUUUUAUUGCUUUUUUUUUCUAAUUUUGCACUGUGUGUAAAUGCAAUCUUGCUAGCACAAAAAAAUGUUGCCAAUAGUUGUCUCAACUUUGCAGCUGUAAAUGCUCUUUCUGUGCUCUGUUCCUCUCUCGCUCUUUCUCUGAUUGUAUCCCUCUUCAUGGAAAUGUUAGUUCUCUCUUUCAGUUCAUUGUGAUAUAUUUAGCUGCCUUUAUAUGCAAAUAAAAUUGCAAGAUUUUUACUUAUCAA
Messenger RNA from Scatophagus argus, 3488 nucleotides. RefSeq names its product metallophosphoesterase domain containing 2a (gene mpped2a). Gene Ontology annotation, molecular function: hydrolase activity. NCBI's taxonomy places the organism in Eukaryota, Metazoa, Chordata, Actinopteri, Scatophagidae. The record is from RefSeq and is a predicted model, not a curated record. The transcript is spliced from 8 exons. The coding region runs from base 762 to 1664 and encodes 300 amino acids.